GUAUGCACACAACACGAACACUGAUAAGAACAAACGACCAAAGCUUAGCCAUGGCAUCCACCAACUUCAUCGUCGCCACCACCUCGACGGCUCUCUUCUUCUCCCUCCUCCUCCUCGUCGUCCCGAGCUCGAACUGCGCGGACCUCGAGUCCCAUCACCAUCACCAUCACAAAGUCCCGAAGUCCGACGUGGAUCUGCUGGAGUUUCCCCUGAAUCUGGAGUACUUUGAGGCGGAGCUCUUCUUGCAUGCCUCGUUGGGGUAUGGAUUGGACAAGGUGGCCCCGAACUUGACCGCGGGAGGCCCAUCGCCAGUCGGAGCUAAGGCUGCCAAAUUGGGUCCUCUCAUCAAGGAUAUCAUCUUGCAAUUUGCUUACCAAGAAGUUGGUCACUUGAAGGCAAUCAAGAAGACAGUGAAGGGGUUUCCAAGGCCACUGCUGAAUUUGUCUGCGGAUUCAUUUGCCGCAGUGGUGGACAAAGCAUUCGGGCAUGCUUUGAAGCCUCCAUUUGACCCGUAUGCCAAUGAAAUCAACUUCUUGCUUGCCUCCUACCUGGUCCCUUACGUUGGCCUCACAGGCUACGUUGGAGCAAACCCCAAGCUUCAUGGCCCUGUCUCCAAAAGGCUUGUCGCGGGCCUUCUCGGCGUGGAAUCGGGUCAGGACGCGGUGAUCCGAGCCCUUCUGUACGAGCGGGCCCACUUGAAGGUCGAGCCGUACGGGAAAACCGUAGCGGAGUUCACGAACCGGUUCUCGGAGCUGAGGGACAAACUUGGGCACGACGGGCAUAAGGAUGAGGGCCUCGUCGUGCUCCGCCACCAAGGCGCCGAGGGGAAGGUCGAGGGGAACGUGCUCGCGGGCGACAAGUACUCGGUUGCCUACGACCGGACGCCGGAGGAGAUACUGAGGAUCGUGUACGGGAGCGGCGACGCAAGCGUCCCGGGAGGAUUCUAUCCUAAGGGAGGGAAUGGUCACAUUGCUAAGUCUCACCUACACCGGGUGUAGAUGAUUGUGAUAUCAAAUAAAUGAUUUGUGACUUUUUGAUUAUGCUCCCAGACCUUCAAGUAGACUUCUUGUACGGCUCAUGCCGGGAGCCUUCGGCAAAUAUAAAUAAUGAAAUUGAUCUUUCAACUUUCCUCCA
Molecule: messenger RNA, 1134 nt
Organism: Syzygium oleosum
Lineage: Eukaryota; Viridiplantae; Streptophyta; Magnoliopsida; Myrtales; Myrtaceae
Product: desiccation-related protein PCC13-62
Exons: 3
Coding region: 3-998 (331 amino acids)
Source: RefSeq, a predicted model, not a curated record